This is a messenger RNA of Cicer arietinum (chickpea), 1695 nucleotides long. RefSeq names its product ATPase GET3B. The record is from RefSeq and is a predicted model, not a curated record. Gene Ontology annotation, biological process: tail-anchored membrane protein insertion into ER membrane. NCBI's taxonomy places the organism in Eukaryota, Viridiplantae, Streptophyta, Magnoliopsida, Fabales, Fabaceae. Gene Ontology annotation, cellular component: GET complex. Gene Ontology annotation, molecular function: ATP hydrolysis activity; ATP binding.
ACGUAUCUGAAUCAAAGAAAUGAACGUAAUAAGCAAAACUUGGUGUGUGUUAGAGUAAACGAAAAGUGAAGAAGUUAUGGCAUGCUAUUCUACUUCUUCUGUUUCUUCUUCUCUUCGCAUAACAAAUUCAAUGGCUAUGAAUGGUGUUCUCUCAUUCCCUCCCACUUCAUCUCCUAUUCUUCCUUUCAACAAAGCCUUUACCUUUGUUUCUAUGCGUGCUUCAAUUAAGCCACCCACCAACUCAUUUCAAGUAAGAUCAGUGGCUACUCCUACAGAAUCUGUUGCGGGGUUUGACGACAUGGUUGCUGGAACUGAGAGGAAGUAUUACAUGCUAGGUGGGAAAGGAGGGGUAGGGAAGACAAGUUGUGCUGCUUCACUUGCUGUUAAAUUUGCAAAUAAUGGACACCCGACUCUUGUGGUUUCCACCGAUCCAGCUCACUCUUUGAGUGAUUCUUUCGCUCAGGAUCUGACAGGUGGGGCAUUGGUACCAGUGGAUGGACCUGAUUAUCCACUUUUUGCUCUUGAAAUAAACCCUGAGAAGGCUAGGGACGAUUUUCGCGAUGCAUCUAAACAAAAUGGUGGAACUGGAGUCAAAGAUUUCAUGGAUGGCAUGGGUCUUGGAAUGAUAGUAGACCAGUUAGGAGAGCUAAAACUGGGAGAGUUACUUGAUACACCUCCUCCUGGACUGGACGAAGCUAUUGCGAUUUCCAAGGUUAUGCAAUUUCUUGAAUCACAGGAAUAUAACAUGUUCACUCGAAUUGUAUUUGAUACGGCACCUACAGGUCAUACAUUACGUUUAUUGUCCUUGCCUGAUUUCUUGGAUGCAUCCAUCGGGAAGAUACUAAAGCUAAGACAAAAGAUAGCUUCUGCUACCUCUGCAAUUAAAUCCGUGUUUGGGCAAGAACAAAAUCGUCCAGAUGCUGCUGACAAAUUGGAAAAACUUAGGGAGAGGAUGAUAAAAGUGCGCGAGCUUUUCCGUGACACUGAUUCGACAGAAUUUGUUAUUGUUACAAUCCCCACGGUGAUGGCAGUUAGUGAGUCAUCUAGAUUAAGUGCCUCAUUGAAGAAGGAAAAUGUUCCUGUGAAGAGACUCAUUGUCAAUCAGAUUCUUCCACCAUCCGCAUCCGAUUGCAAGUUUUGUGCUAUGAAAAGAAAGGAUCAAACGCGUGCUCUUGAUAUGAUUCAAAAUGAUCCAGAACUCUCCAGCUUAUCGAUGAUCCAAGCACCACUCGUUGAUGUUGAGAUAAGAGGUGUUCCUGCUCUCAAAUUUCUGGGUGACAUUAUCUGGACAUGACUAAUCACACAUUUAUUCAAGUAAUGAUUUGGUUAAAUUUACUGGAGUUGGCAGUUUUGUGAAGAACCCAUCACUUGAGCGCAUGGCAUCAAGGCUUAUCAGAUGGAUACAGUGAAGUGGUAGCUGCUGGAGGAACCAGAAGUGUUUUUUUUUUUUUACAUUUCAAAAAGAAAGAAACUACUUAUUGUAUAUUCCCUGAUCCACUAAUUUAUAUCUGAAGCUACUUUUUAGCUCUCAUUCCCCAUACAUAUGGGUUUUUUAGUGCUUCUUUUUUUAGGGAGAAAUUUCUCUACCCCAACAUGAUUUCGAAUGUACACAUUGAGAAAAAUAUAAAUUGUGUCAUCUGAAAAUAUACUUUCAAACAAAUUAUGCCGGUUGAAAAUACAUUUCGAGUUAGUUUA